UUAAGGAAGGAGCCGGUUUGGGCACCUGACCCUGAAGUCAGCGGUCGAAAGAAAUGGGCCCGCCAGAGGUCGCAGGUCCCGGGAAGGGCACUUUGCGGCUCUGGCUAAGUGCCAGGCUCUGGGCUAAACCCGUGGCCUCUUCGAGCCCCCCUCCAUCCCCCUGACCCCCUUAUCACAGAGGAGAAGACCCAAGAUGCGCUGCCUGACCAUGCCCACGCUGCUUCGGGCCCUGGCCCAGGCCCAGGCCGCACGUGCAGGGCGUGCCAGUGGCCGGGGCCUCCACAGCAGUGCAGUGGCAGCCACCUACAAGUAUGUGAACCUGCGGGAGCCCGCGAUGGACAUGAAGUCGGUGACCGACCGGGCAGCACAGACCCUGCUGUGGACCGAGCUCGUCCGAGGCCUGGGCAUGACCCUGAGCUACCUGUUCCGCGAGCCGGCCACCAUCAACUACCCGUUUGAGAAGGGCCCACUGAGCCCGCGCUUCCGCGGGGAGCACGCACUACGCCGAUACCCGUCCGGUGAGGAGCGCUGCAUCGCCUGCAAGCUCUGUGAGGCUGUCUGCCCUGCCCAGGCCAUCACCAUCGAGGCUGAGCCGCGGGUUGAUGGCAGCCGCCGGACCACGCGCUACGACAUCGACAUGACCAAGUGCAUCUACUGCGGCUUCUGCCAGGAGGCCUGCCCCGUGGACGCCAUCGUGGAGGGCCCCAACUUCGAGUUUUCCACGGAGACGCACGAGGAGCUUCUAUACAACAAGGAGAAGCUGCUCAACAACGGGGACAAGUGGGAGGCCGAGAUCGCCGCCAACAUCCAGGCCGACUACCUUUACCGAUGACCGGCUGGCCGAGGCCCCUCCUGCCCAAUAAAAAGCUCUGACCUCCCCCA
Messenger RNA from Cervus elaphus (red deer), 882 nucleotides. RefSeq names its product NADH:ubiquinone oxidoreductase core subunit S8 (gene NDUFS8). Gene Ontology annotation, biological process: mitochondrial electron transport, NADH to ubiquinone; mitochondrial respiratory chain complex I assembly. The coding region runs from base 194 to 832 and encodes 212 amino acids. The record is from RefSeq and is a predicted model, not a curated record. The transcript is spliced from 7 exons. Lineage: Eukaryota; Metazoa; Chordata; Mammalia; Artiodactyla; Cervidae. Gene Ontology annotation, molecular function: NADH dehydrogenase activity; 4 iron, 4 sulfur cluster binding. Gene Ontology annotation, cellular component: membrane.